Molecule: messenger RNA, 2931 nt
Organism: Closterium sp. NIES-65
Lineage: Eukaryota; Viridiplantae; Streptophyta; Zygnematophyceae; Desmidiales; Closteriaceae
Source: the annotation of a GenBank genome assembly
AUGCUCCGUGCGACUCUCUUUCUCUUUGUCCCACUCCCUUCUCUCCGUUUCACGCGGCAGCUGUUCAACAAGCUAUUGGUGGCGAAUCGCGGCGAGAUCGCGUGUCGCAUACUGCGCACGGCGAAGAAGCUGGGCAUCCCCACCGUCGCCGUCUACUCCGACACCGACAUCGAGGCUCCCCACGUCCGCCUCGCCGACGAGGCCGUGCACGUCGUGCGUCCCUCUUCCCUUGCCUCUCGUCCCUCGUCCCCGCCCCUCCUCCCUCGUCCCUCGUCUCUCGUCUCUCGUCGCUCGUACAUCUCACGACCAGAGAAUUCAGACAUUUCAGAUGUGUCGAUUAUUCAGUAUUGCGGACCGUCGCCGGCGAACGAGAGCUACCGCAACGUGGAGCGAGUCAUGGACGCCGUCAUCAAGGCCGGCGCCGACGCCGUGCAUCCGGGGUACAGCUUUCUGUCGGAGAAGCCCGAGUUCGCGGAGAAGCUCAAGGCGCAGGGCGUCACGUUCGUGGGCCCCACGCCUGAAGUCAUGCGCCUCAUGAAGGACAAGACGGCGAGCAAGCACGCGGCGGUGGCGGCGGGGCUGCAGGUGCUGCCCAUCGGGGAUGCCGUCGCCUCCGACGAGGACCACGCCGUCCAACUCGUCACUGAUUAUGACGCCUCAUGCCACGUGGUGAAUCCUUCUGCUGCCGUGCCUCCACGCUGCACUGUACCCGCCACCCCCAUUGCCCGCCAACCCCCCCACUGCGCGCCACCCCCGUGCCUGACAGCCAACAAGGUGGGGUUCCCAGUGGUGCUCAAGUCCCUCGACCGCAACCAGUCCCACGUGCUGCGCAUUGCCUCGAACGCGCGUGAGGUGCGGGACCACUACGACCAGUUCCAGCAGGACCUGUCGUUCGUCUCGCCUGGCGCGCACAGCCAAGUCGUCGUCGAACACUACCUGGAGAAGGCGCGGCUGAUUGAGAUUCAGAUCGUGGCCGACAAGCAUGGCGGCAUGCUGUGGUUCCCGGAGCGAGAGGCGUCCAUCCAGAGGCGCUACCAAAAGAGUCCGCCACGUUCGUGUUGCCAUCGUUAUCUCCUCCUCACCCCCCACUUCCCCAACCCUCUCCCCCCCCCGGUUCCCCCACUCCCCCCUCCCCGUCCACCCACCCGCCACCGACUGUGGGGCGGGGAGCAGCUGAUAGACGAGUCACCGAGCACGUUUGUGGACGCCGCCACGCGCAAGGCGCUGGUGGAGCAGUCCGUGGCGCUGGCACGCUCCAUCAACUACGACACCACCGGCACGGUGGAGUUCCUACUGAGUCAGAGCAAGGACAUCUACUUCCGAGGCAUGAGCACUCGCCUGCAUGCGGGGCACGCGGGGCACGUGGCGUCGGAGUGUGUGACGGGAGUGGACAUAGUGGAGCUCAUGCUGCGAGCAGCAGCGGGGCAGAAGCUCGCCGUGCCGCAGGACCGCAUAGCCGAGCCCAAGGGCUGGGCCAUCGGUGCCCGCAUCUACAGCGACAACCCGCGCAAAAACUUCCUCCCGUACGUCCAACCCCUCCUCGCUUUGUCAAGUGGCAAGAUCCUACGGUACAUAGAGCCCGCCAUGCAGUGCUCAAACGAGGGCAUUUUGCGCAUCGACUCGGGUGUGUCUGAGGGUGACGUCAUCAACUUCUACUACCACCCCCUCAUGUCCAAGGUGACCACGUGGGCGCCCACACGAGAUGCGGCUAUUGACAAGAUGGAGUUCGCCCUGGACCGGUACUACAUCGAGGGCAUAGAGAGCAACAUCCCCUUCCUGCGCUGCAUCGUCUCCCACCCGGCGUUUGCAUCGGGCAACAUAACGACCAAUUUCAUUCAGGAUAACUUCCCUGCUGGCUUCUACAACGACCACCUCUCCCCCCGUGAAGAGAGCGAGCUGGCGGGCAUAUCAGCCUUCCUGCACGUGAUCAAGGGCGUGCGUGCCUCUGCCACCGUCACCUCGGACCGCCCCGCAGCAGACGCCACGGCAGCAGCGGCGGCGGCAACGCUGUCACAGAAGGCAGUCACGGAGAAGCUGGUGGUGUCCGUGGAUGGCCAGCAGGUGCCCGUCACUCUCACGCACUGGCCCUCCGACAAACACCCCGUUCUGCGCCGCGCCAAGGUGGACGUGGCGGGGGAGGUGAUGGAGGUGGAGGAGCGGGACCCCAUCCUGAGCGGCAAGGGGCUCAUCCACAUGAGUCUGGACGGCAAGGACACCAGUGUGUGCAUCCGCCAGGAGCUGCCACGUGGCUUCUCCAUGCUCUACCACGGCAGCAUCAAGGUAACAGGCUGCUCCUGUUCUCCCAACCCUUCCCUCACCAUUCCAUCCUUCGAGCGUCCCUUGCAAAACUGCCCUCUUUCCUUCCUCCCUUGGACCACCUCCCACACACUCUUCCUUGCCUCACAUUCCUCUCACGCCUGUCCGUGUGUCGCUCCCCUCUCGCUCCCCUGGGUGGCAUACGAGCAGGACGAGGUGUUGGUGCAGAGAGCGGACUUAGCACCGCUGCAGAAGUUCAUGCCCAAGAAGAAGACCGACGACGUCGCCCAUGUGAGGCCCCAUCCCCUCCCCACUGCCCACUGCUGCCUCUCACCUGUUCCCUCAUUGCUUGCCUGCAUCAACCGACUCUUUUUCACCUCCUCGCUUCAGUGCCCUCCUCACUCAUCACAUCAUUGUCGGCCGAAUCUCACCCCAUCCUUGGUGUGGGCUCCUCUGUGCGUGCAGCUCAUCCGCACGCCCAUGCCGGGCUCUGUCGUCAAGAUCUCCGUGCGCUACAAGCAGAAGGUGCUGCCCGGGGACGAGCUGGUGACGAUCGAGGCGAUGAAGAUGAGGAAUGUGAUUCGCGCGGAGGAGGCGGGGGUGAUCCGCGGCAUCUACGUGAAGGAGGGGCAGACCGUCAAGGUCGGCGAGAUGCUGCUCGACCUUGACGUGUAA